AAGUAAGCUGUACUCAAAAUUCAAAAGGGAAGAGAAGCUAAGGCGUAGAAGCGAGAAAGAAAGAUGUCCAAGGAAGUGAGCGAAGAAAGGCAGGGUGGCCACCUCCAGCACGGCAAGGACUACGUCGAUCCGCCGCCGGCCCCUCUGUUCGACUUCGCCGAGCUGAAGCUCUGGGCUUUCUACCGUGCCCUCAUAGCUGAGUUCGUAGCUACACUCCUCUUCCUUUACGUCACCGUCGCCACCGUCAUCGGCCACAAGAAGCUCAGCGCCGCUGACAACUGCGACGGCGUCGGAGUCCUCGGCAUCGCGUGGGCCUUCGGCGGCAUGAUUUUUGUCCUCGUCUACUGCACCGCCGGAAUCUCCGGCGGACACAUAAACCCGGCGGUCACGUUCGGGCUGUUUCUGGCGAGGAAGGUGUCUCUGGUCAGGGCGGUGGCAUAUAUGGCGGCGCAGUGUUUGGGCGCCAUCUGCGGCGUUGGGCUGGUGAAGGCCUUCAUGAAGGGCUACUACGACCGUCUUGGCGGCGGCGCUAACGGCGUUACUGACGGCUACAGCAAGGGGACAGCUUUGGGUGCUGAGAUUAUUGGGACUUUUGUCCUUGUCUACACCGUUUUCUCCGCAACGGACCCUAAACGGAACGCGCGUGACUCUCACGUUCCGAUAUUGGCUCCUCUUCCUAUCGGGUUUGCGGUGUUCAUGGUUCACUUGGCCACCAUCCCCAUCACCGGCACCGGAAUCAACCCUGCGCGGAGCUUAGGCGCCGCCGUUAUAUUCAACAGCCCCAAAGUGUGGGAUGACCACUGGAUAUUCUGGGUCGGGCCGUUUGUGGGAGCACUUGCGGCGGCGGCAUACCAUCAGUACAUCUUGAGGGCGGCGGCGGUUAAGGCUCUGGGUUCUUUCCGCAGCAACCCCACCAACUGAUCAAAUUCUCAUUUUGGCCCAUAGAAUUAUCCGGCAGCCGGCAAAUUAAUUAAAGCCCGGCCCUCUCGAUCUUAAUUAGAGUUAUUAUGUAAUCCUCAACCUCUAGCUAGUUAGUGUUACAUUGGUCAGUUGUGCUUAGUUUUUCUGAUUAAGAAAGCUGUUAUUAACCGUUAACUUUCGGUGUUUGCCGUGUUUUUAGUGAAUCUAGCCUAAUCAUUCUAGCCUUCUAGCUUAUAUAGAUUAAAGUCUUUUUAAAGUGAGGGGUCUAUUUUGCUAUCAAACUCGGGGAAAUUAUACUGUGCACUCCUAAAUUUUGAGUGCACCGGUACACACAUUUUCUUAUUCAAUCACAUUUUAGUAUUGUGCUACUAAAUAUGAUUAACGACUUGUAGUGA
Cuscuta europaea is the source of this 1316-nucleotide messenger RNA. The record is from the annotation of a GenBank genome assembly. Lineage: Eukaryota; Viridiplantae; Streptophyta; Magnoliopsida; Solanales; Convolvulaceae.